Messenger RNA from Danio rerio (zebrafish), 12311 nucleotides. Lineage: Eukaryota; Metazoa; Chordata; Actinopteri; Cypriniformes; Danionidae. The record is from RefSeq and is a predicted model, not a curated record.
CCUUAAAUGUAGUUUCCCGUAGAGCUGGAGAAGGAGGAUGCUGGUUGCUACAGCCUUCCUAUUUAGACCUGCCGUGGGAGGAGUUGAGUGCCGCCGCUUCUCUCUAUUCUCCUUUUUCUCUCUCUCUACCUCCAUGCGCACUUCCAGAGCUGUGACAGUGGGUGUUACUCGUCUGCCCUUGGGCUUGAAAGUCACCCAAGACCCGUUUCUUUUUCAUUGCUAGCAUCAUUUGGUUUUUUCUUAUUGCUACUGAUACUGAGGGACCGUUGCUAUGGCGCACGCUGCAGCAAGCAUCAAAAAGGCCCGAGUGGAGAUGGAGCAGGCUCCCGACCUGAAAGCGUUGGAGAAAGCCCGUGAGAAAAGAAGGCGCUCGCGUGAAAGAGCCGAGCGCAGGCGUAAGUCGGACAGCAACACCAGUUUCCUCCGAGCAGCAAGAGCAGGCAAUAUUGACAAGGUUCUGGAAUAUCUGAAGGGUGGAGUAGACAUCGGCACUAGUAAUCAGAAUGGCCUGAACGCUUUACACUUGGCAGCAAAGGAAGGACAUGUGGAUCUGGUCCAGGAGCUGCUGGGGAGGGGGUCUUCAGUAGAUUCUGCUACCAAGAAAGGAAACACAGCUCUUCACAUUGCAUCACUAGCAGGACAAGGAGAUGUUGUAAAAAUCCUGUCUAAGAGAGGAGCAAACAUUAAUGCACAAUCUCAGAAUGGAUUCACUCCCCUGUACAUGGCUUCUCAAGAAAACCAUUUAGAUGUGGUGCGCUACCUUUUGGAGAAUGGUGGAAACCAGAGUAUCGCAACAGAGGAUGGCUUCACACCUCUAGCUAUAGCACUUCAGCAAGGCCAUAAUCAGGUGGUAUCCAUCCUUCUAGAGAAUGACACAAAGGGCAAAGUACGUCUGCCUGCCUUGCACAUCGCAGCCCGCAAAGACGACACCAAAUCUGCUGCCCUGCUGCUCCAAAACGACCACAAUGCCGAUGUUCAGUCAAAGAUGAUGGUCAAUAGAACAACCGAGAAUGGGAAGAGUGGAUUCACACCUCUGCAUAUUGCUGCUCACUACGGAAAUGUAAAUGUGGCUACACUUUUACUCAAUCGAGGGGCUGCUGUGGACUUCACUGCAAGGAAUGGGAUCACACCACUGCAUGUUGCGUCCAAAAGGGGAAACACUAAUAUGGUUCAUCUUCUGUUGGACAGAGGGGCUCAGAUUGAUGCCAAAACAAGGGACGGCCUCACGCCUUUGCACUGUGCUGCUAGAAGUGGACAUGACACAGCAGUGGAGCUCUUGUUGGAGAGAGGAGCCCCGAUGCUGGCCAGAACCAAGAAUGGUUUAUCACCGCUCCACAUGGCAGCGCAGGGUGACCAUGUGGAGUGUGUCAAGCACCUGCUGCAGCACAAGGCGCCCGUUGAUGAUGUCACACUGGACUACCUGACAGCCCUCCACGUCGCUGCCCACUGUGGUCACUACAGAGUAACCAAACUUCUACUGGACAAGAGAGCCAAUCCCAAUGCUCGAGCACUGAACGGUUUCACUCCUCUGCACAUCGCCUGUAAGAAAAACAGAGUAAAAGUGAUGGAGCUGCUGAUUAAAUAUGGAGCCUUCAUUCAAGCUAUCACUGAGUCUGGUCUCACACCAAUCCACGUGGCAGCCUUCAUGGGUCACCUCAACAUUGUUCUUCUACUGCUGCAGAAUGGAGCUUCUCCUGAUGUCAGCAACAUACGUGGAGAGACUGCUUUGCAUAUGGCGGCCCGUGCUGGACAAAUGGAGGUUGUGCGGUGUCUUCUAAGGAAUGGAGCCAUGGUGGAUGCAAGAGCAAGGGAGGAUCAGACUCCUCUUCACAUUGCAUCUCGUCUGGGUAAGACAGAGAUUGUCCAGCUUCUGCUUCAACACAUGGCUCAUCCAGACGCAGCAACCGCUAAUGGUUACACCCCGCUUCACAUUGCUGCACGUGAGGGACAUUUGGACGUUACUACUGUGCUAUUAGAAGCUGGAGCUGCUCACUCCUUAGCUACCAAGAAAGGGUUCACACCUUUACAUGUGGCCUCAAAGUAUGGAAGCCUGGAAGUGGCAAAGCUUCUUUUGCAGCGACGGGCACCUCCUGACUCUGCUGGGAAGCAGAACGGUCUCACUCCUCUACAUGUCGCUGCACACUAUGAUAACCAGAAGGUGGCACUCCUGCUCUUGGACAAAGGGGCAUCUCCUCAUGCCACCGCUAAGAAUGGAUACACUCCCCUUCAUAUAGCAGCAAAAAAGAAUCAAAUGGAAAUUGCCACCACACUCCUACAAUAUGGAGCUGAGACCAACAUCCAGACCAAACAGGGGGUGAUGCCGAUCCAUCUGGCGUCCCAGGAGGGACAUAGUGAAAUGGCGGCUUUGCUUCUGCAGAGAGGAGCCCAAGUCAAUGUAACCACUAAGAGUGGACUUACAUCCCUUCACCUUGCUGCCCAAGAAGAUAAAGUAGGUGUUGGUGAGAUCUUAGUGAAGCAAGGUGCCAACUUAGACCAACAAACCAAAUUGGGAUACACACCUCUUAUUGUGGCCUGUCACUAUGGAAAUGCUAAGAUGGUUAAUUUUCUGUUGAAGAGUGGGGCAAGUGUCAACGAUAAAACAAAGAAUGGUUAUACACCUUUGCACCAGGCUGCACAACAAGGCAACACACACAUCAUUAAUGUCUUACUCCAGUAUGGGGCCAAACCCAAUGCCAUCACUGUGAAUGGAAACACUGCUCUUGCCAUUGCACGUCGCCUUGGAUACAUUUCUGUGGUAGACACACUAAGAGUGGUCACAGAAGAAAUUGUCACAACAACAACAACAGUGACAGAGAAACACAAACUAAAUGUGCCAGAAACCAUGACAGAAGUCCUUGAUGUGUCUGAUGAAGAGGUUCGGAGGCUGGUAGAUGAUGGUGCGAUGUCAGAUGACUCUAUUGAUUUUGAAGGUGAUGACACUAUGACAGGUGAUGGUGGUGAAUAUUUGAGAGCAGAGGAUUUGAGAGAAUUAGGAGAUGAUUCACUACCUGGCCAGUACCUGGAUGGCAUGAACUACCUGCGGUUCAGUUUAGAAGGAGGCAGAUCAGACAGUCGCCUACAGAGUUUGGACAGAUCCUACACUCCCACCCACCAGAGUUACUACUCAAAACAUUAUGGAAUUAUGGAGGAUGUGAUUUAUAGUAACCAGGUGUCUUCUCUUGGAAGAGAAAAUGAAAAGGACUCAUGGGAAACUGAAAACUUGGACAACAUAGCACUUUCCUCAAGUCCUGCUCAUUCUGGCCAUUGUUCUCCAUGUCAUGAUCAUGACAAUAGCAGUUUCUUAGUCAGCUUCAUGGUGGAUGCUCGAGGAGGUGCCAUGCGAGGAUGCCGCCACAAUGGUCUGCGGCUGAUCAUUCCACCACGGAAGUGCAGCGCCCCUACUAGAGUCACCUGUAGACUGGUCAAAAGGCACCGACUGGCAACAAUGCCUCCAAUGGUAGAAGGUGACGGUCUAGCCAGCAGGCUGAUUGAGGUCGGACCUUCUGGAGCUCAGUUCCUCGGUAAGCUCCACCUCCCAACUGCCCCGCCCCCUCUGAAUGAGGGCGAGAGUUUGGUUAGCCGCAUUCUGCAGCUGGGCCCACCAGGGACAAAAUUUUUGGGGCCGGUGAUUGUGGAGAUCCCGCACUUUGCAGCUCUGAGAGGAAAAGAGAGGGAGCUGGUGAUCUUACGUAGUGAAACCGGAGAGAGCUGGAAAGAGCAUCACUGCGAGUACACAGAAGAAGAGCUCAACCAGGUCCUCAACGGCAUGGAUGAGAGGCUGGACCCACCAGAAGAGCUGGAGAAAAAGCGCAUCUGCAGAAUUAUUACUCGAGACUUUCCACAGUAUUUUGCUGUGGUGUCACGAAUUAAGCAGGACAGUAAUCUCAUCGGUCCAGAAGGUGGGGUUCUGAGCAGCACGGUGGUUCCUGAAGUACAGGCUGUAUUCCCAGAGGGAGCUCUCACGAAACGCAUCCGUGUUGGCCUGCAGACGCAGCCUAUGAGUGUUGAUGUGGUGAGGAAUAUGCUGGGUAAUAAAGCCACAUUCAGCCCUAUAGUUACCCUGGAACCCCGGAGAAGGAAAUUUCAUAAACCCAUAACCAUGACCAUCCCUGUCCCGAAGAGUUCUGCUGACCCGGCCCUUGGGAGCUUUGGAGGUGGAGAGACUCCUACAUUACGUUUGCUAUGCAGCAUCACAGGUGGAACCACUCCUGCUCAAUGGGAGGACAUUACUGGGACGACACCUUUAACAUUCACCAAUGACUGUGUGUCUUUCACCACAAAUGUGUCUGCCAGAUUCUGGCUGAUAGACUGCAGGCAGGUGCAGGAAUCUGUGAAUUUCGCCACCCUGAUGUAUCGUGAGAUCAUCUGUGUACCUUACAUGGCCAAAUUUGUCAUUUUUGCCAAAACCCAUGACCCGAUAGAGGCUCGGUUGCGCUGCUUCUGUAUGACUGAUGACAAAAUGGAUAAAACUUUGGAGCAGCAAGAGAACUUUUCAGAAGUGGCACGUAGCCGAGAUGUGGAGGUAUUAGAAGGAAAACCCAUAUAUGUAGACUGUUUUGGAAACCUGGUUCCUCUAACAAAAAGUGGUCAGCAUCAUGUCUUCAGCUUCUAUGCCUUUAAAGAAAACCGACUGGCGCUUUUCAUCAAAAUACGAGACAACACUCAAGAGCCUUGUGGACGCUUGUCCUUCACAAAAGAGCCGAGAUCUUUUAGGACUUUGAGUCAUGGUGCAGUAUGCAAUCUAAACAUUUCCCUGCCAGCUUACUCUAAGGAAUCAGAUUCAGAUCAAGAACCUGAUGAGGAGACAAGCCGAACACUUGGGAAAUAUGACGACGACACUGAAACAACUGAAACAUCAAUCCUGAAAACGCACUUGAUCCGAGACUCUCCUGCCCUUGCAAGUCCAGAUUUACUCUCUGAUGUGUCAGAGAUGAAGCAAGACCUUAUCAAAAUGACUGCUAUUUUGACCACUGAUUCCUCAGAGAAAGCGGGGCCAAUGCAAGGGGAUUAUUUAGGAAAGGGGGUGGAGGAGGUGUCAGCAGAGCCUUUUGAGAUAAUGGAAAAAGUCAAAGAAGAUUUGGAAAAAGUUAGUGAAAUUUUAAGAAGUGGAACAUGUGAGAAGGAAGAGUCUGCAAAAACAGAGCAUCGUCGAUACAGAAAGGAUGAGGAGUGGGUUCUUUUAACAGAAAGUGAAAUCGAAGAAGCCAAAAUGAUGGCUGCCUUUGAAUCUCAAGAAGCACUUCUAAAGGAAGUUAGAGUCAACAGAGGAUCACAGAGGCCAAAGGGUGCUAGAGAGAGAUCUGGCAUUCCCAUUGGUGAAGUUAAAGAAUACUUAUUGGAUGCCCCUGCAUCUCAAGAGACAUCUUCACAGCAAAGGUUCACUGAGGUUGUUCUGCGCAGAGGUGGUCGAAAAAUUGUUCCUACGAUGGCAAAAGACACUAAAGCCCAUACAACGGAAAUAAAAAAGCCUGUCAGAAGGAAAGGGCCUCAAGGACACACAGAUGAAACCCAGUCCAUUAGCACAAAAGAAAAUAUCGCUAGUAAGAGUGCUGGAAAGGCAUCAGAAGAGGAUGCCUUCUUACCUGUCCCUGGAGAUCAAAAAAAGUCCCCUGUAUCCCCAGUGGUCGAGGAGACACCAAUUGGUCCUAUCAAAGAGAAAGUCAAAGCUCUUCAGAAGAAAGUAGAGGAAGAACAAAAAGGUCAUAAAAAACAGACAAGCCAAAAACCUCCAUUUAAAUCCACUGAAGCCAAAACAUCUGUUCUCAAAGACCAAAAAACAACAGGUCUAAAGAAAACUUCUUUACCCCAGAAACAGUCAUCUUCUAAGUCACCAAAAACUGAGCCUGAAAGGCUAGAAGAAACCAUGUCUGUAAGAGAACUAAUGAGAGCAUUUCAAACUGGCCAAGACCCCUCAAAAAGAAAGUCUGGCCUCUUUGAACACAAAGGACCUUCCAAAACAGAACACACAACAAUGAUUAAAUCAGAAGCUAAGACUACAAAUUCCCAAUGUCUUCCCCACUCAUCCUCACGUGAAGUAUCUCUUGAUGUUUCAAGGCCUGUCGAACACCAUGAAGAAAAAGAAGUUUUUGAUAAAGAUGCAAAAGAAAAUCAAAAGAGUCAUGUAUGUAAACAAGAAAGGAGUGGGGAGGGUUUGGUUUUUGGAGUAGAAUCAGCGGGUCAACAAUCAAGCAUGACAACAGCUAUUGCUCAAAAUGUGUCCAAACAUGCCAGUGAUCUUUUACCUGAUAAUGGUACAGAGAAUGGUACAUUUAAUGACAGCUCUGACAGCAUUAAACUUGAAGCGUUGGUCGACUCACCAAGUGCCAGUCUUGCUGAAGUGGAGGCUCCAUUGAGCUCUGAAGAAAGUUGUAAACAUGAAGGCAUGGCUGAAACUCCAGAAACAAGCCCUGAGAGCCUCUCGUUAUCACCUCAGCAAAAAGCAUCUCAGUCUAUACUUGCAAAAGCCUCAAAUUCCACAGCAGACACACAUAAAGCCAAAACAAGUAAAGUAUCUGUUUCAUUUUCUGCUGAGAUGAAGACAAAAAUUGAACAGGCAUCUGAGGCUACAGUUCAUCAUCCAGCACUGAGCAAAGCAGUGGAUGAACCAACAAAAAGUGAGUCUAUGUGUAUUCCUCAUAGGAAAAAAGGGGUGAACUUUGGGGGUGAACAAACAUUUGUUGAUAAGGACAUUGUUUCUAUUUCAACCAAGUCAUCCAAAUCUCGAAAAUUGACCAAAAGACCCUCUGAAACACUAGAGAGUUUUUUGAGUGAUGAUGAAUCAUGUGAUGGUCAACCAACACCAACCUUUGCUGACAGUCUGACCUUAAGGGCAGCUACACAGGAUCAUGGUGGUUUAGUGCUGCCUCUUAGACACCAAGAUUCAGAGACCCUUAGUCCAGUAGCUGAUGACUCUUUUAAUAUUAGCCACAAGGACUCUUUAGAGGGUAGUCCCUUGAUGGAGGACAACUCUUCCCAUAAAACCCCAGACUCUAUUGAACCUAGUCCAACAAAAGAAUCCCCAUGCUGUGACUCUUUAGAAAACAGUCCUAUAGAGAUGAAAAGCAACCUGGCCUUUCCACCUACUGUAGAACAACCCAGUGUGACCACAGGGCCCCUGACAUCCUCCAAAGCCCCUCAAAUCCCCCCAGACAGUUUGCGUAAUAGAAUGCUCAAAGAACAGGAGGCUAAUGUCGACGAUGACAGUUGUGAGCAGGCAUCCCUGAUGACAAGUUCUGGUAAGAGUCCUCUCUCACCUGACACACCAAGUUCUGAAGAGGUAAGUUAUGAGGUCAAUCCCCAACCCCCCGACCCCAUGGUCCUGAUUGUUCCCUUUAAGGCAUCAGUAAUUCCAGAGGAGACAGUAGAAGAUGAUGAGUUGAAGUGUGACCUGACACAGAGAAAAUUUACUCCAGAGGAAGAAAUGUUUAAAAUGGCUGCCAAAAUAAAAACAUUUGAUGAAAUGGAACAAGAUGCAAAAGACAAAAGGGACAGUAGAAAAGAUAGUGAAGCCUCUCAGACCUUGGUAGUGUCUGAUAUAGGGCAGGAGAUCAUCACAUUGUUUGGUCUUGUGUCCAAACAUGAAACAUCCUCUGUGGAUGAUGUUGGGUUUAUUGAAUCCAAACAAGCCUCAGAGAUAGCACGGUCUGUUGAACCGAUCAUUAAAGUACAACCUCCCUCUCCUUUUCCAGCAGGUAUACAUAAGAGCCCCCAAACAGCUGAGGACAUUCAACAAACCAUGGCCCACAGUGCAGCAUCUUCAGAUGAAUCAGCAAUGAGGAGACCUCAGUCUGUCACAGAAAAGCAUACCAUAAAACCACAUCCUCAAGAAUCUCAUAGUGAGAAAUUUAACCAGGAAUGUGUUAAGUCAGAGUUAGCAGAGCUUAACAAAACUGCCUCAAGCAGGAGUAAUUUGGCUGCAAAUAUAACUGAUGAACAAAAAGAGCAAAGCUUAGCAAAACAAAAAAUAAAUGAAAGUGAAGAAAUUUAUAGUCAUGAAAUGCAAAAUCAGGCAGCUAACUUUCAGAAUGUUGAUAAAUUGGCAAGUCAGGAAGAGCGUAAUGUAACAGAUGAAAUUAAAGGUGAUUAUAUGAGACAUGCAGGGACAUCAUAUGAUGAUAGUUGUAGCAGCAGCCUAAAUAUUGAUUCUAUGCCAGUUAUUAUUGGACAAAACAAAGAAACUUUUAAACCAGAAAUAUGUAUUUAUGAUGACACAGAGGAAGAUGAUGGUGAGGAAGAACCUCCUAAGACUGAAUCUAGAGGAGUAACAGCAAAAGCAGAAACAGAUUCCUGGAAUUCAAUGCGUGAAGAUGAUGAAGCAUUUGCAGCAAGAGUCAAAGAGGAAGAGCAAAAGAUCUUGGGUCUUGUCGUAGAUCGGCAUUCCCAAGGGGCGACCCCAGACACAACACCAGCAAGGACACCUACUGAGGAUGGUACACCAACAAGUGAACAAAACCCUUUCCUUUUUCAAGAGGGAAAACUUUUUGAGAUGACAAGAAGUGGUGCAAUAGACAUGACAAAGAGGAGUUACGAGGAGGAAGGGUUUGCAUUUUAUCAAAUAGAGCACCCCAUUAUGGAAGGUGUAGCUGAAGAAGGAGGAAAUGAAUCGGGUGGAGCAUCUGGUGAUGCUGAGAAGGAGGUUGGUUGUAACCUCUCUUUGCAAAUAAAAGCAGAGGAGGAGGAAGACCAACCUAAAGUGGCUGCAGAUUUAUCUGUACGUUCCGCUACAGCGAAACAGUCAGAUCUCUCAAAGCCUAAAACCCCCAUCAAAACAGACUCAGAAAAAGGUCAAGGAGUGUCUGAAAAAGUAGAGAUUAAAUCAGACAAAGUUAUUAGUGAGGGUCAUUUAAUAUCUGAUUCUGGUUCCUCUGACACUGUCAUAGCCAGUAUUCAGACAGCAGUGUCAACAGUUACUAGAUCAGUUCAUUCGCAGCAGGAACAAGAGUCCUCAGAUUCUUCCCCAGAGGAUCAGCACUCAGUUAUAGAGCAACCCAAAACCCCUGAAAAGAAAGAAUCUCAUGGUAAACUUGGCUCUAAAAUUCACACUGCAGCCUCUCCAUCCACUACAUCUAAAAAAAAUAUGUCAUCCUCCAAAGAGGAGGAGAAACCAAAGUCCCGAAUCCCUGUUAAGGCAAACUCCCUCCGGUCUGAACUAUUAGAACCUGCCAAGGAUAAAAAGUCAAAGUUGCCCAUAAAACCUCAGUCGAGGAGAAAAUCUGACACAGACACAGGCCCAUUAAUACCCACUAUAACAAAGUCUUCCAAAGCAAAGAGCUUCUGUGAAAGUGAUUCCAGCAAGAAACCAGCCAAAAAGGACCAGAAUCGUCCAACAAGUACUGACCUAUCCAGUACAACUAAGACACUUCCUUCAAGACUACCUGUCAGGGGAAAGCCCGGUCAGCCAAUUCAAACAUCCACACCAGCAAAACAAAAAAAGGGCCGCCCCACUCAUACAAAUAAAGAGCCUGUUGUAUUUUUUGAAGAGAUUAGUCAAGAGGCAGCUAAGGUAGUAGAGAGUUUGGCUCAGGCAGAGAAAGACAAACAGGAGGCUGCUGUCUUAUCAGAUGAUGAAAGCAGCACCAUCGAUGUCUCUGUAAUAGAGAAUGAACCUUUCCUUGACAUGAAAAUGCCUUUCCCUGAAGAUCCCUUGGUCAUUAGGCCCAGAUGGGACAACCCUGUUGAGACGCAGAUGGAACGAAUCCCUGCUGAUAAAGUCCGAAGUCAAGUAGAUCCACAGGAUGAGGCAGACAGAAAAGAAAGUCGUCUGGCUGUGAUAGCAAACCACCUUGGUUUCAGCUGGUCAGAAUUGGCUCGAGAACUUGAAUUUAGUGAUGUACAGAUCAAUCAGAUAAGAAAUGAGAAUCCAAAUUCCUUACAAGACCAAAGCCAUGCCCUCAUAAGACUAUGGAAAGAAAGGGAGGGAAAAAAUGCUUCAGAGAACAGUUUAAUGAAGACACUCACAAAAAUAAAUCGUAUGGACAUUGUGCAUCUCAUCGAAACAAAAAUAAUCCAGUCCAGUCAAGACCACUCAUCACACACCUAUGCAGAAAUUGAGCAAACCAUAUCAUUGGAUCAUAGUGAAGGUUUUUCAGCCUUACAGGAGGACAUGGACAGCCCCAGAUCAGGUCGACGAGCAGAUGUUAGUCAAAGAAGAUCAGAACUUGUGCCUGUGGUGGCAUCUAUAGAGGAUCUCUCCCUUAAUGCAUCUUCCCUGGGUGAUUCUCAGAAAGAGCUGCCCGACAAAGUGACGAGUUCAGUGGUGGUUGGAGACUCUACACACAGUUUUGAAAUGGUUGGACUGAGGCAACAAUUUCCAGGCACUAUCAAGCAAGAAAUAGCUGAGGAGCUAGGUUUGCUGUCUGAUAGUUCAGAGGAAGAGGUGUUGACCACCAGGGUGGUGCGGCGCAGAGUUGUAAUUCAGGGUGACGACAUGCCUGAAAUUCCUCCUCAGACAGUGACAGAAGAGCAAUACACUGACGAAUAUGGAAACAUGGUGGUCAAAAAGAUAACAAGGAAAGUUAUCCGCAAGUAUGUGUCAGCAGAUGGCGUAGAGAGAGAGGAAGUGAUGUUGGAGGGCCCGCAGCAGGAAGCUGUCACUGUGGACGAAGCUGACAGUUUCUCUAAAGUGGUGAAGAGGACAGUGGUGCGGAGCGGAGGAGAUCAGACUGAGGUGACCUUCUCUGAACCUCUCUCUUAUGCUGGGGCGACAUCAUCUAAAUUUGAAGAAGAGCCUGUUCAAGGUCGGAAGGUCAGCAAGGUUGUCAAAACCAUGGUAGUGCAAGGUGAUCGAAUGGAAAAACUCAUCGGAGACCCUUCUCUCUCAUCUGAUCUCCCAUCAGCCAAAGACGACUUUGAAAAGGCUUUGAGUUAUGUAGAAGGCUUUGAGAAAGUGCUUCUGCCUCAUUUAGUUGAGAAAGAGACGGUGAAAGAGGAUGGAUCAGUGGUCAGAAGGACCCGCAUGCAUAAGACGCGCACUCAGAAGCGGACAGUAGUGAAGGAUGGAGAGGCCAAACAAACCCACCUAGAACGACUGGAGGACACGGCGGAAAGCCUGCGACCCGAUGACCUGCAGCAGCACCUGCAUCAGCUGCUCCAGCGCUACUGUACGCCAGAGCCACAUCCACCCGCAGGACAGCAGGACAAACCACAACCUCCACCUGCUGGAAGACCAGACGCUUGAUACAAUAUUCUGCAAACCUGUCUGUAGCCUUUUUUAAAACACAAGAAUUUAUCCUUCGCUCGGCAACCAGAUGCCAUUUUAUCUUCCUGAUCAUCAUUGUUAUUAUUUAUUGCUCAUUCUUUGCAAAUAAUGGAAACAUUUAAAAUGCUUCAUGGCUGAAUGUCUUUGUUUGUUUUUCUCAUUUUGUGACCAAAGAUAGUGUUCUUCUGAAUUGCUGAGUGAAUCGUAUGAAACAUUGAUGUUUUCUUUUCUUUCUUUUGUUUUUUGAGUGCGUGCGUGUCAUAUUGGUUGCCGUGUCGUAUUGUAGAAGCAGAACUAAACAUAAUACUAAAAAAUGGGUCAGUUUGGAUGCUACAUUUGUACAUAAUGGACUUUGAGAGAGAAUGUUAAAAACACAGUCAUAUACUCCUCCAUCUCCUAUAACCGCUGUACAACUGCAUCAAUGAACUGCUGUAAUAAAAAAUAAACAUGUCAGAUUAUUUGCUUAAAAUCUCACCACUGACCUGAUCAAAUAUCAACAAAAUAUCUUUGGGGCAUGUGAGUUUGUAACCGCAGUUAAUCAAGUGCAAGCGAUCAGAUAUCUGAAAUAACUGGCUAUGUAUUUAUACUGGCUAUUGAAAACAAUGAAUAAAUAUCAUGCUGUAGUCUUUCCUAAUCCCAGAAUGCUUCUGAAUGGUUUGUACUCUGAUUAAGACUUUCUCAGUUUUAAAUUGCCGAACUGCUUGUUUUUUCAUACGUUCGCUAAGAAUGCUGUCAUUACUUUGUCCAUCAUCAACCUGUUAGUUUUGCUGUUACUGUACUACAAAAUUGAUGAGACAUUAUGUACUGUACAGAGUAUGUAUGUGUGUGUGCGUGUGUUCAGAUCUCCUCUGUGACAAUGCAACGAUGUCUGUGUUUAUUGGAAAGUCAUUUCAAUGAAUGUUUUUUUUGUUUGUUUGUUUUAAAUGAAUGUUUUUAAGUCAAUCCCAUUUUCUGUAUUUUUUUAAGUAUGGCUGAAUUGAAUUCACAAAUAAUUGAAUCCCCCUUCAAAGCUGUGCUCGUGGGCUUGACUUGUAUCAUUUCCCUUUUUGUGAUGCUCCUCUAGGCGCUAACAGUAGAACAGAGGGCCAGUCAAUAAAGAAUGGCAGUUUUUUUU